Messenger RNA from Striga hermonthica, 1153 nucleotides. The record is from the annotation of a GenBank genome assembly. Lineage: Eukaryota; Viridiplantae; Streptophyta; Magnoliopsida; Lamiales; Orobanchaceae.
AAAAAUUGUUCAUCGCUCGGUUUCUCAAAUCGAUGGGCACCCUUUUCAAUUCUUGACCCUAUUUCGUUUCUGGAACAUCUCUUCUUCUUUCAUGGAGGUUCCUGGAAUGGAUGAGGUCAAAAAGGCCGAUAACUACACUACAUCAGCUUCGGCUUUCGUAGAAGGCGGAAUUCAGGAAGCCUGUGAUGAUGCUUGUAGCAUAUGCCUCGAGGCCUUCUGCGACAGGGAUCCUUCCACGGUGACUCUCUGCAAGCAUGAGUUCCACCUUCAAUGCAUUCUUGAAUGGUGUCAGAGAAGCUCCAACUGUCCAAUGUGUUGGCAAUCCAUCAGCCUGAAAGAUCCCGACAGUCAAGAGUUGCUCGAAGCCGUAGAACGCGAGAGAGAUAUUCGGCUUAGUCCAUCAAGAAAUACCACCAUAUUUCACCACCCCACCUUUGGGGACUUUGAGUUGCAGCACUUACAAGAUUUGGCAGCUGCUGCUAUAAGGAGGACCCACCGCAUAGUGGGAGUUAAUGAUCCUGAAGUAGAGAGCCGUAUUAUACAAGAUUUGGCAGCUGCUGCUGCUAAUAGAAGGGCCAACCGCAUUACCCGGAGGGAGGGCUCAUCUGCCUAUACCCGUCCACAGUUCGUGGUUUUCUCGGCAAAUCCUAAUGCAUCUUCUGCUAAUCCCAUUUCGACGUCCACAGCUCCUGCUGCAGUUGAAACACAAUCACCUGUAACAACUUUGAACAAUCCAUCACAUGCUCUAAUGUCCUCUGUGCCGAGCAGUCAAAUUCCAAGUAGCCGCCAAACAAUGGCUAAUGCCAAUAGCUAUGUAAGUGAAUCAUUGUCACCAAAUCUCGACAAUGCGGGACCCUCGGAGCUGCAGUCCUUUUCAGACAAUUGGAAAUCUCGUCUGAGUGCCAUGUCAAUGAAAUACAAAGAUUCGAUUUCGAAAAGUACGAGAGGAUUGAAGGAGAAGUUGUUUUCUCGAAACUCAUCCAUGGCGGAUAUCGGGUGUGAGGUUCGGAGAGAAGUGAAUGCUGGAAUCGCCACUGUGUCCCGCAUGAUGGAGCGUCUUGAGACUAGGGACAAUGGUAAUGAGUAUGGUCCUAACGAGACUCGAUCGAGUCGAAAUACUAAUGCUGCUUCAUUUUCUUCAAGCUCAAGUUGA